Pleuronectes platessa (European plaice) is the source of this 3892-nucleotide messenger RNA. RefSeq names its product basic leucine zipper ATF-like transcription factor 2 (gene batf2). Lineage: Eukaryota; Metazoa; Chordata; Actinopteri; Pleuronectiformes; Pleuronectidae. The record is from RefSeq and is a predicted model, not a curated record. The transcript is spliced from 3 exons. Gene Ontology annotation, molecular function: RNA polymerase II cis-regulatory region sequence-specific DNA binding; DNA-binding transcription factor activity, RNA polymerase II-specific. Gene Ontology annotation, cellular component: nucleus. The coding region runs from base 265 to 1500 and encodes 411 amino acids. Gene Ontology annotation, biological process: regulation of transcription by RNA polymerase II.
GCCUCUGAGCGCACAAGGGACAGCAGCUGCUCUUCAGGCUGAACACACAUUUACAGAGUCACCAAGCAUCCGCCAGGAACUAGACCGGCCGCCGACAUUACAAGUUUAGUAUCCUGCAGCCGGUCCAAGCUGCAGCAAGACGCGCAGGCUGUGCGUAAUAGCCCUCAUGACGCGUGGGUAAACUCGGCUGGAUGUAGAUCGAGAUUGAAGCUACCGUUGUAAGAGCAGCUGUGUGUGGGACGUGGGGGAGGGGGGGGAUGAGAGAUGUCCCCGUCGCUCAUGGACACAAGGGACGGACCCAACAGCCCCUGCUACCUGUCCGCUGAGGAGAGCAACAGCAACACGGCUGGAUCGGACAGAGAAGGAGACGGACAACAGGUGGGAAAAACGGGGGGAAAAAGACGAGAGAAGAACAGAAACGCGGCCAGGAAGACCCGCCGAAAGCAAACAGAGAGAGCCGACGAACUUCACGAGGAGCUUCAGCGUCUCGAGCAAUCAAACUCCUCCCUUCAAAAUGAGAUUGCCGGAUUGCAAAAAACCCUCCAACGCUACACAAAAGCUCUGGCACGUCAUGAGCCUUACUGCUGCCUCCGAGCCUCUGCGUCCACCUCGAGAAAACACGUCUCCGCGUCCCACUCAGGUGGCUGUCAGAGCACCUCAGGCCCUCCUCCGAGGUUCGCUCCCCAGGCUCCGAGCUCCACUCUGGCUACUCCCCCUUUGGUCUCCUCCAGCCUGGGUCUUCAAGCCCAUCUCUCAUCCUCAGCUUCUCCUCAAACAUUCUCCUUGUCUUCUGGCUUGUCUGCCAAACUCGCCAUCCCCUCUUACUCUGGCCCUGCAACUCUUCCUUAUUCCGUCCAAGAUCGUCACUCUUUGUUCAGAAAAGAGCCUCCAAACACCACAAGUCCGACAGGGGUUACGCCUCUUUGCACCAGCCUCCUUUCAACCUCUAUAACCCCCAGCCCCCUCACCGCAGCAGCUCAGCCUCAAUCUGGGCGAGAAAACAUCCACGGAACCUCCUCAGUGCCUGCAAACGCGUGUUUUCCUCCUCUUAAUUCUGGCACAUUGGAUGCUUUUUUAAUAAAGCCAACCUCUGUGGUGCCCCCUUACCAAAUUUUGGCAGUAGAAACUGGGGGUCCAUUAUUCCAAGCUUGUCCCAUGAAUGUGCCCCAGCUUCCUCUGGGUCGACACAGUGGAAAUCCAAACGGCUCAGGUCCGCUGCUACCACCAACUCUUCAGAAUCCUGCUUUUCAUUCACCUCAGGCAAACUUGAAGCUAGCUCUUGCCCCUGCCUCCUUUGGUUACAGACAACAAACACCCAAUCAAGAGUCUCUGCUCGCCCUCCUCACAAUCCCGAGUCCUCUGAACAGCAGCAGCUCCGACGCACUUGUCGGUCAGCCUUCGCCCUCGGAGCCGCUGCUGGGCAAUCCCUCAGGUGACCUUUCUCUCUCUGAGCUGCUGGAGAUAGAUGAUUGGAUCCUAAGUGGAACUAGUGAUCAAUAACGCUACAUGUCACAAGGCGAUGGAGGACCAGCGUCCCUAUUUCAAAUUUUCAAAUUGACAUGUUUUCAGCUAUUUAAUUGAAAUCUGAUGAUUUAGGUUUCAGCUGUCUUCCAAUAGAACUGACUGUUUAAAGCAACUACUGUAUAAUGCCAGGUUUUAUAGACAGAUUUUCACAUCUGACAUCCAGUUGGUGGUUAUUAAUGGUAACUGGCAUCAGAAAAUGAAUCUAUAUCUGAGCUGUUGCCCUUAAUCAUCUCUUUCCUCUGCUUAAAGGGAGACUCACAUAUUUACACAACUGACAACCCAUGUCGGGCAUUUCCCUUAAUGCAACCUGUAGAAUGUUUAAUUAGACUUUCAUUGUCUGAGAAUAUAAGCCGUGUUUAUUUAACCCCAUGCCCCCAUUUAAAACACAAGCUUUCGGAUAUCACCGAAGCUCAAACUUAGAUUAACCCUGAUGAAAACACUAUCACUGUCGUUUUCUCAGAUUGAUCAGAGCCAUAGACGACAACAUGUAACGGUUUCCAUAAGCUGUGUAAUGCUCAAAUUUAAUAAUCAAUAAAAAACGAUAAAAGUUGUCUCCAAUAGAACGCAGUCAAUUGCGUAAAGGAGACUCUUAUAUUUGUUCAACAAGUUUCCUGCGGCUGCUAAAUUCUCCAUCUUGUUGAGUGAACGAGAAGCUUGUGAGUCCGUGGAUUUCAGGCUCAAAUCCAGCAGUGGAAACUCAUUCUUAGUUUUGAAUUUUGUAUAAAUCAAAAGUGGGCGUCAUGCCUUUCAGACAAAUACUGACUCAACACUCUGAACUUUGACUUGUUAUUUUAAAAAGAGGUGGAGUAAACACUUCCUCACCACUUCAUGGAAAGAAGAAAAAUGUGCCUGCAGCUGCAAUAUUUAAAAUAUAUAUGAGGGUGCCAAAGUUAACCACACAGCCUGCGAACUGGCUGCAUGUGAUAUUUAUCCUGAUUUACCGAUAGGAAAGUAUAUUAUUUUACUCUUUUCUUAGUUUUACCUCGUUCAAAAUACAUUCUAACAUAUUCCGCUGCUACUAGUUAUUUAUUUAUGGUAUAUUCAAUAUUUCUAUCCAAGAAAAAAUUUGGUGUGUCAGUUUGAUUCUUAAUAAAUUCUUUUGGUUUCUGUAUUUUACAUAGACUGUAUAUAAAGGUGGACAACACGUCACCACUUCCUCUUACUAUCAAGAGAUGAAGCCAAAUUAUUCUGGAUACAAAUGCGACCAUCUUUCCCAUUUGGAGACAGAAUAUUUUUCUCGAGAACAUAAAUCGGUGUAAUAAUAUCUACAUAAAAUGUUUUUUAACGUGGGCUUUUUUAACGAUUGUAUUGAUCUGAUUUUGGUUUUCCAUAUGAUGGUUUAUGGGAUAAAUCUGCUUCGUACACAAUAUAUCUAUAGUUCUAUUGGAAAUUGUAUUCCAUGUAGCAGCUUCAGUAGCUUUAUAGGAAGAUGUUGAGUCUGUAUGUCUGUUAUGACCUUUUUUGUAUUUCUUUUGUAUUUAUGUAUUAAUUAUUAUAUUGAUUGCAUUAAAAUGUUAAUUGGGGUUCAAUUUACAAUUCUGUUUAAUCUAUAAUAUAUAAGGCUAUUCCAAUAUUGUUUACAUACAGUUUGAUGAUCACUGUGUUUAUAUUGAAAGAUGAAAUAACACAUUACCCUAAAAGUUUAAUUCAGUAAAAUUUGAGUUAAAUACAUUCAAUAGUUUUGCUGCUUUAGAUGGGUUGUUAUUGGUUGUGUUUUUUGCUACAAACUCCGCACAUGUGACUAAUUGAUAAAGCACAAAAGGUAAACAUAAGCAAAACUGACCUCCUCACAAAUGACAUGACCUAUCAGAGAAAGGAUUUGAGAAAUCUUAAAUCAAAGUCCCCCCCCCUUCUUCAGUCUCCGAUGGCCUCUUCCACUUCCUGUGGGCUGUCUCUUGCCAGGUGUCAGUCCUUUAUUAUCAGGGGAUCCCAGUAAGACAAACAAAAAGGUAAGCGUUAUACAAAAGACCACGUGACCAAACGUUAACUCAAUUCUGUGCACCCAGAAUUAGAAACAAACCCCUAAACCGUAUAAAGAGUGUUACAUGUGUUUUGUCAUCAUUUGAAAAUGUUUGGGUGUAAAAUGUGAUCAUAUCUGCUCAUAUGCAUCUUAGCAAGUCACCUUAGAUGGUGAACAUAGUAAUCAUUAUAAACUGUAUGUAAAAUCAGCACCACGCAGCUCAAAUCUCUGCUGCCACCUAAUAUUUCUAAUAUGCUUCUGAUGUUUGAUUAUGACGUGUAGCUUACUGUAUAUUGAAGUGUGACGACGAUAUGUAUUUUAUAUUUAUAAUUAUUCCCUUUGGAGCUGCUUUCGGUUCUCUGUAAUCCUGUAAAGUGACUGUGAGCAUUAAAUGCCAUACAAAUCAAA